GGCUGAUAACAACCCCAUAAUUUAAUGCUUAACUUCAGGUAUGGCGAUGGGUCCCUGCUGCAGCGUUAAUCUCAACACCAUAAUUGCACUAGUGAUCCUGCAGGGGGCAGCAGUGGUCCUCUUCUACGAGUGGUAUGCCAGUAUCAGCCCCCGUCACUCUGCUUCCCCUGACGGAAAGGUUCACGUGUUGCUGCUGUCAUCGUGGCGGUCGGGUUCGUCCUUCCUGGGUCAGGUUUUCAGUCAGCACCCGUCUGUUUUCUAUCUUAUGGAGCCAGCUUGGCACGUGUGGACAAAAAAUCCAAAAUCUAGUGCAGGCGCUCUCCGGGUGGCUGUGAGGGAUCUGCUGUGGAGUUUAUACAAGUGUGACUACUCGCUGAUGAAGUCUUAUCAACCAGAAAACCCUUCUCUGUCCAACUUGUUCAUGUGGACUCAGAGUCGGGCACUUUGCUCGCCACCGGCCUGUCCCGUCAAGUCAGCCAACGAGAGUCAUUGCCGCCAAAUGUGUCACAGUCGAACCUUGAAGAAAGCAGAGGAGUCCUGCCAAACACACACCCACGUAGUUUUAAAAGAAACUCGUUUUUUUGAGCUGGAGUCCCUUUACCCCCUUCUGCAAGACCCCAACCUUGACCUCCGGGUGGUUCAUCUCGUCCGGGACCCUCGGGCAGUGAUACGGUCUAGGGAGGCCUCGGCCUAUGGCUUAAACACAGGCAGCACUAUAGUGCUGGAGCAGAGAAACGUGUCUGCUGCUGAGAGGCAGUAUGAAGUCAUACAAGAAGUCUGCCGCAGUCACCUGAACAUUUAUGAGAGGGGGAUCUUCAACCCACCGCCGUUUCUGGAAGAUCGCUACAAAUUGGUCCGCUAUGAAGAUAUAGUACGAAACCCAACAACAGAACUGAAUGAUAUUUACGAGUUUGUAGGUUUACAGAUGACCUCAGAGGUGGAGGAAUGGAUCCACAAGAUGACCCACGGAAAAGGAAACGGCGGCUCGAAUGGGGCUUUUCAAAUUACCUCCAGAAAUGCCACUAAAGUGUCCCAGGCUUGGCGCACCGUGCUGCAGCACAACACGGUCAAACGCAUUCAGAAGGUGUGUAAAGGUGCCAUGUUGCUGCUUGGCUACAGGACAGUUGACAGUGAAGAAGAGCAGAAAAGACUCGAUAUAGAUCUGUUAGUUCCGGUGGAACCAUAGAUAGCUGAAAGAAACCUUAAUGCAGGUUAAACCAAGUUAUCAGCAACAAAUGUCUAAGAGAUUGAGCUCCUGCUGGGUUAAUAAAAAAUUUAAUUCAGUUGUGAAAAUAACAGAACAGUAACUAUUCACUAUUACUUAC
Fundulus heteroclitus (mummichog) is the source of this 1325-nucleotide messenger RNA. Its product is annotated as carbohydrate sulfotransferase 5-like. Gene Ontology annotation, biological process: sulfur compound metabolic process; carbohydrate metabolic process; N-acetylglucosamine metabolic process. Gene Ontology annotation, molecular function: N-acetylglucosamine 6-O-sulfotransferase activity. NCBI's taxonomy places the organism in Eukaryota, Metazoa, Chordata, Actinopteri, Cyprinodontiformes, Fundulidae. The coding region runs from base 41 to 1186 and encodes 381 amino acids. Gene Ontology annotation, cellular component: Golgi membrane. The record is from RefSeq and is a predicted model, not a curated record. The transcript has a single exon.